CGAUAUGAUAUACUUGUGUAACUGCAUAUUACUCGACUAUACAAUUGUACCAGAUGAACAUGGGAAAAAAUCUUUUUGCAUUGUUGAUUGCUUUAACAGUCUUAGCCACAGGAUUGACCUCAAAAACAAAAUAUCGACCUUGUAUGAAAAUUUGCAAAAAGUUAAACCUUGGAAGGUGUUUUAGAGUAUGCAGGAUAGUAAAAGAUUGUACAAUUUGGAAGUCCUGUUGGGAAAACUGCACAUCCUCUGCUGCUUCUAUUACUGCUGCAGUCCUCAAAGGAUGUCUUCAUGAGUGUAAAGUGAAAUUUGUCAAAAUAGUGAACAACGUGUCGUCGAGUGCAGAAGGUCCUGUAUUUACCAUGGAUGGAAAUUUUUACAUGGUGUCAUAUAAAGGAGGUGAAAUACUCGAAAUUAAUUUGACAAAUCAUCAGUCAUCUCUAUUGGUUGGCUAUAAAGGGAGGCCUACAGGAUCUCAAUGUGACCACGACAAUAACAUAUGGGUGGCAGACAUGAGGUUAGGCUUACUGAAAGUGUUCCAAAAUGGCACUUUCCACCAGAUAGCAACCAAGGACAACAAUAAUGAUACCUUACAAGGAUUUAACGAUCUUAUAUUUGACUAUCACGGCAACUUAUGGUUAACAGCCCCGGCUGGUCUCAUUGCACCCCAUCCUUUCGAAAGUUCAAAAAAGGAACCAUUUGGAAGUGUGUACUGCUACAAAAUGACUGGCGAACUCACAAAGGUUUCCACUGGUUAUGUUUUCCCAAAUGGUAUAGCAGUACAACAUGAUAAAGAUGGCACCCCGAUGAAACUGAUUUUUGGAGUCGAUAGAAAUGCAACUCUCUGGAGCUUCGAUAUCGUUGGCCAUUGUCAGAUUGAAAACAAGACAGUUUGGGGAUCUCUUCCAGUCAAUAGUAGUCCAGACGGAAUGGAUUUUGAUGAAGAAGGAGACCUUAUAGUUGCAAAUUAUAACACUGGUCAUCUGUAUGUCUUCGGUCCUAAUGGAGGUUCCCCAAUACUUAAAAUAAAGUGCCCUUUUGUGUACGCUACCAACAUUCACUUCAAGCCUAACUCAAAAGAGCUCUACAUCACUGAAAGCGAGUCCAAUAGUUUGUGGAAGAUUCAGUGGAAGAGCAAGGGAAUGAAGCAAUAUUGUGAAACACCCGAGUUAAGGGGAAGAUACGGUCGUGGUGGUGGAUAAUG
Messenger RNA from Owenia fusiformis, 1201 nucleotides. Lineage: Eukaryota; Metazoa; Annelida; Polychaeta; Sabellida; Oweniidae. The record is from the annotation of a GenBank genome assembly.